GAGUUUGGGCUCGGGGCGCUUCCGGUGGCUCCUUCUCUCUCCGAAGCCUCCAGUGGCGGAGAUUCAGCAGCUCGGGAGAAAGGAAUAAUAAUAAGAAGGAUAAUGAUGAUGAUGAUGAUCAUGAUACCGAUACCGAAGUUAUCUUCCCGAACCGAGCCGAGAGCGCGUGGCCGGGAGGAAAGGAGCGCGUAACCGCGGCGCGCGGAGCCGUGCCUGUGUGUGCGCGCCCCCGCCCCGCUUCCCUCUCUGAUUAAGGCUUUAUUCCAGCAGCAGCAGCAGUGUUAAUGACCCUCUCACUGCUCUGGACUUGUCUAGUGUGUGUGUGUAGAGUGAGUGAGUGAGUGUGAGUGAGUGUGUGUGUGUGUAGAGUGAAUGUGUGUAGAGUGUGUGAGAGAGUGAGUGUGUGGAUUUAAUCUGGGAGUGAAUAUGAGUGAGGAGACGAGCAAUGUUCCGAGAGAGCUGCUGGAGAGCGUUCGGGAUGCAGUGGGGAGGAAAAUCAAGCUGGGCCUUAAGAAGAAAGUCAAACUGGAGGUCAAAGGAGAUAAAGUAGAGAACAGAGUCCUGGCUCUGGCAUCACAUCGCGGAUAUCUCCUCACCGCACGCAUUCCUGCCAAGGUAGAACAGACUUUCAGCUAUUUGGAGAUUCAUGGCAUCACAUGUACCAAACCCACACAGUGUGUGGUGGAGUAUGAGAAAGGUCAGAUCUCCCUCAGACUGGUGUCCAUGGAGGAGGUGAACGAAGUGGUGUGUCACAUCGGUGUGUGUGUGCAGAGGAUCUGUCCCGCUCUGUCCCCUGUUAAGGUGAUGAAGAAGUUGUCCAUGGAGCCUCCGGAGAGAAUCGCGGCUCUGCAGAACGUCUGGGAGACUCAGAGUUCGGGAGAACCCGGACCCUGCGGUGGAUUCUCUCAGCAGUACAGGUGUGUGUGUGACUGGCUCGGCUUACCAUACAGAGAAGAAGUUCAGUGGGACGUGGACACGAUUUACCUGACGCAGGACACGCGCGAGCUGAACCUUCAGGACUUCAGUCACCUGGAGAACAGGGAUUUGGUCGCAAUAAUCGCCGUUCUGGAGUUUAACCAGUGGUUCACCAAACUCGCUACGAAGGACUAUAAACUGUCUGCAGACGUGUGUGAUCAGAUUUUGCGAGUCGUUGCGCGGUCCAGUCGUCUGGAGGAGCUCGUCCUGGACAACGCAGGACUCAAAACGGAUUUUGCGCAGAAGCUGGCGAACGCGCUCUCUCAGAACGCCGCGUCAGGACUGCACGCACUAAACCUCGCCAACAAUCCUCUGGAGGACAGAGGAGUGGCUUAUUUAGGCGCUCAGUUUGCUAAACUCCGUAAAGGCCUCAAACACCUCAACCUCUCCAGAACCUCGUUAUCACCCAAAGGUGUGAACAGCCUCGCCCAGUCGCUGAGCGCUAACCAGUCCAUGCCCAGCACGCUCAGCUACCUGGACCUCUCAGGGAACCUCCUGCGUGGAGAUGACCUCUCGCAUUUUUAUCAUUUCCUCGGCCAGCCGAACAGCCUGAGCACUCUGGACCUGUCCAACACCGACUGCUCACUCGACUCGCUUUGCUCUGCUCUCCUGAAAGGAUCUCUUCAGCAUCUCUCUGUUCUUAACGUCUCGAAGAGCGUCUUCGCUCACAGGAAAGGUAAAGAUAUCCCUCCUGCGUUUAAGCAGUUCUUCAGCAGCGUCCUCUCCCUCAGCAGCAUCAACGUCUCGGGAACCAAACUGCCUCCCGAGGCUUUAAAAGCGCUCCUGCUCGGCCUGGCCUGUAACCCCAGCCUUAAGGACGUGGCUCUGGACCUCAGCUGCUGUGAGCUGCGCUCUGGAGGCUCGCAGAUCCUGGAAGGCUGUAUCGCCGAGAUUCCCAACAUCUCCAGCCUCGAUAUUUCAGACAACGGUCUGGACUCAGACAUGAGCACACUGCUGGUGUGGCUCGCCAAGAACCGCUCCAUCAGACACCUGUCCCUGGGCAAGAACUUCAACAACAUCAAAUCAAAAAAUCUGGCUCCAGUCCUCGACAACCUCGUGCACAUGAUCCAGGAGGAAGAAUCGCCUCUGACGUCUCUGUCUCUGGCCGACUCGAAGCUGAAAGCGGAGCUGAGUAUUGUCCUGAACGCUCUGGGCAGUAACGGCUCUCUGACGCGAGUGGACAUCAGUGGGAACGGGAUGGGGGACCUCGGGGCUAAGAUGCUGGCUAAAGCGCUGCAGAUUAACAGCAAGCUCAGGACGGUCAUCUGGGACAGAAACAACGUCAGUCCACAGGGUCUUCAGGACGUCGCUGCCGCGCUGGAGAAGAACUUCACCAUCCGCUUCAUGCCCAUCCCCAUCAUCGACGCGUCUCAGGCGCUGAAGGCGAGUCCGGAGAAAACCGAGGACGCACUGAUGAGGAUGGAGAACUACCUGUUCAGGAACCACGAAACCCGUAAAUAUGUCCAGGAGCAGGCGUAUCGUCUCCAGCAGGGCAUCGUCACCACCACCACGCAGCAAAUGAUCGACCGGAUUUGCGUGAAGGUACAGGACCACCUCAACUCCCUGAAGAACUCCGAGCAGGACGCCAUAUUGGAAGACGUCAAAAUGGCGGAGAACCUGAUAAAGGACGCGAGGAACUCAAAAACGCUCCUCCCCAACCUGUACCACCUCGGCGCCACGUCCCGAGAGGAGCUGAAUGGUUCCUCUGUCGGUCCCAUCCAGGAGAAAUUGGACUCCAUGGCUGGAGAAGUGGCCCAGGUCAUGGAUGAGCAGCUCCAGAGUCUUUUGGAGUUGAUGGUGGACACAGCGGAGGGUCUCUGUCCUCACGUGAUGCGGAAACCCAACCUGCGAAGCGAGCUGAUCAAAGCAGGGACGGGGAAGAUGACGGUACCACGAAGCUUCGUCAAGAACACGCUGCUCGAGCAGUCUGGCGUUGACAUCAUCAACAAGAUCAGUGAAGUGAAGUUGAGUCUGGCUUCAUUCCUCUCCGACCGGAUCGUUGAUGAAAUUUUGGAAGCACUCUCUGGCUCUCAAAAUACACUGGCGGAGCAUCUGGUGAGAAAAGGGCGCCCCCUGGUGCAGCAGGAGUCCCUGGAUUUGGACGUACCUGAGGUCAGAACCUCCAAACGGAGCACCAUGGAGCUGCUGGAGGCUGAGAGGCUGGACGACAUCGAAACCUGCAUGAUGACUCCAAAGUCGAAAAGGAAGAGCAUCCACAGCCGGAUGCUGAGGCCUGUCUCCAGAGCAUUUGAGAUGGAGUUUGACCUGGACAAGGCUCUGGAGGAUGUUCCCAUCCAUGUUGAAGACCCUUCACCUCCUGCCAAACUGGACAAAAAGCCACCGGGGGUCGUGGGAGAUCUGCCGUCCGAGGAAGCCAAGAAACUCCAACAUUACACCAAAUUACGGCCCAAGAGGAACAAGAAGACCCAUUCGAGCAGGGUUCCUCAGGUCAGCAGAAUGCAGUCUCAGGAUGGAGAGCAGAACGGCCUCAUGGGAAGAGUGGACGAGGGUGUGGACGAGUUCUUCUCCAAGAAAGUCACCAAGAUGGACAAGAAGAUGUCCUUGAAGGCCUCAGACUCUCAGGAUGCUGAAAGGAAGCGUGAUUUGCGCAAAGGGGGCUUCCUGAACCUCAUCAAGUCCCGCACAGGCAAAGACAAGGAGAAGGACAAGGAGAAGGACAAGGAGAAGGAGAAGUCUUCCACUUCAGCGCCACCUCUAUCUCCAGUCCCCCAGGCUGCAGAGGAACCCUUGUCUCCUAAAGCCAAGUCCCAGUCAUUACGUUCAGAGCGUAGCAGCAGUUCGGAGCGUUCUGAGGAACUGAAGACGCCGGACUGUGGAGUCCAGGUGUUGGGCUCUGGCCUGCUCGCUGAGAUGAAGGCCAAGCGAGAGAAGAGAGCCAAGAUCUCUGACUCCUCAUCGAGUCCAGAGAAACCGGACGGACCUCCGUCAGGUCAGGGUAAGGUGGAGGUCAGCAGCACUGUGACGCCCCCUGACAGGACGCCUCGGGUUGGGGGGGAUUUUAAACCCGAGGCAGCACCGAGAACCCGAGGGUCAGGCCCGAACCCGACGAGCCCGAAACCUGUAAUUCAGAGCGCCAAACCGAGCCCAGGCCCUCGACCGGCCCUUCCGCAAAAACCCCGCAGCAGCAGCACACGCAGCAUCGACGAGAGCUCCGAGUCUCCUGUAGGAGGUCAUAAGGCUCCGUCUACACUUCGGAAAGUGGCCUGGGAAAAAGACGGAUCCUCGAAUCCUCCACAGAGCAGCUCCGGCUCCAAGAAUUCCACUCAGGAAGUGGACGUGACUGGAGGAGACGGUAGCGUAUUUAAACUCGAGCCUGAGCUGGAGAAAACAGCAGCACGAGCCCCGGAGGAGUCGGAGGGCGAGCGAGAGCGCAGGACGUCCCUCUCCCGACCCGCAAGAACAACCUCGAGCACGAACCAGCAGAGCUCGGACGAGAACGGGUCAAAGGUCAAGGACAAAUCGGCCGAGAAGGACAAGGACUCGAGUCAGAGCAGCAGAUCGGCAGAUUCUGGAGAGGAAGCAGAUAAAGAUUUUAUUUUUAUAUAGAGUGAGAGAGAGAGAGAGAGACCAUAUCACUCUGUGUUUCCUCCAAGUUCAGGAAUCAAGACUGUUAAACGUACCGAUGCAUUCCAGCUGCACUCUCAGAUGUGUGUGUGUGUGUGUGUGUGUGUGUGUGUGUGUGUGUGAUAAUACACUCUUCAACUCUUCCGUAGCGUCUGAUCCAGUGUCUCUCGCCGGGACGGGACAGACGUCGCCGCAUGACGUGUCUUGCGUUAAUAUCCUCCUCACUCGUAUGCUAAUUAGGGCUGAAACACUGUUAAAGCGACUCUAGGGGGCGCUCUACUAUCUGCCCUCGUGCCUUAGAGCUCCACUGUACUGUGAUCAGACCGAGCAGGACUCUGACGGCGUCUCCAAUAACGUCUGCAUGUCUGAUUAUCCUUUAAACAAAACGAAAAUAACAAGAUCAAACGAUUUUUUGUGCUUGUGUGUGUCACGGCGUUCUUCAGUUUUUAUCUAGUCUGUGGUUGAACAGAUGAACGGAUCGGACUCCUCGUACGAGAUCGGAUUUGACAUGUCUAACUUUUUGUCCUGCUUUUUAAUGUCAUACUGCAUGUUUGUUGUGCAUCUGCCUGCUGUUUCUCAGCCCGUCUGAGUCUUUGGAGUAUGUGUUCAUGAAGAACAGCAAAACUGAUCUAAGAUCAGACGUCUAAUCUCAGACUGUUCGCUUUUUUCUGGCGAUCUUGUAUUGUGUUCUUCCGCUAACGAGAGUAAGGAUCAUACGCUUUCAGUUAAUGAUGAUUCGAGAUCUGACUCUGGAUGUGUCUGAAGUUCAGACCCAAGAUCAGACACUUCCUAAAUUAUUCAUCUCAAGUUAAGAUCAGAUUCCCCAACACUUUUGACCUAAGAUUUGAUUUUUUUUCAGCUAUAAGGUUUGGAAUUGUAUCUAUCCUGAUCAUCCAGAAUAUGGUGCUGUAGAAUCAGAUUUAUCUCUGGACAUUUGGCAUCAGACCCCUCCAGUUCAAGGUGAUCUGGGAUCAGACUCAUCCAGUUGAGUGUGUUCCAGGGUCAGAUUUGUCCUCAGUUUUGUUGAUCUAAGAUCAGACCAGUUUGAUGACGAAAUCUACAGUUAAAUUUUUCUAAAGCAUCUAGGAUCAGACUCCUAUUUAUGAUGAUUUAAGAUUAGAUUCUCUGUUUUAUUUACGAUCAGUCUUAUCGAGGAUUAGAUCGGACGUGAUCUAGGAUCGUAUACUUAUUGCUUAUGUUGGUCUGAGAUUACAUUGAUCUGUUUAUUCCUCCGUUUAUCAAGAUCGGAUAUAGCGAUGAGUGAUGAGACUUCUCUAUUUAAUAUUCUGAGUUGAUUUAGAUCCAGUUGUACUGGUUUAUAGUGAUGGGUGAUCAGACUCGAUCAGACAUGAACAUAUGACUUCUCUUUUUUGUUUUCGUGCCGCUGGAUUUCGUGUGUGUGUGUGUGUGUGUGUGUGUGUGUGUGUGUGUGUGUGUGUGUGUGUGUGAGUGUUUACACAUACAGUCAGGUCCAAAGGUCUGAGUCCACAAACGAGAACAAGUUUUAUUUCAUCUCGCGUUAAUUAAACGAGCAAAAAGUUUUCAAAUAUGAACAGAUGUUUCCCCCUGCUGGUGCGAGCUGGAAUUAAAAAAUUCAGACAUUUUUGUUAAUAAAUUUAUCUUUAAAAUUUUUUUUGAAAAAUAAAUCUUUAAAAAAAAAAUUAUCUUUUUUUUUUAAACUGCGUUUGGAUGUUCUGGGAUUCUCGUAACACACACCAGGUUUCAGUUUUUAUUUAUUUUCAUUAACAUCGAACAUCUGGAAAAUGUAAAAAAAAUAAUAAAAAUAAUAAUAAAUAAAAAAAAUUAUUUUGGAAUUUCUCAAAAAAGGGCAAGAACACUGAUGAAGUGACAUUUUGUCGAAAAUAAAUAAAUAAAAGAAAGAAGACUUCAGUACCAACACACACAUUCUAGCCACUUUGAUUUUUUUUUUUUUUUUGAUUUUUUUAUUUUUAUUUUUGUUUGUCUUUAAUUUGCCAAUUGAAAUUUUGCACAAUUUAUUUUCCAUGCACCGUUAACAGAAAGGGGUGGAGCUUAUAGCAGAUGAUUGACAGCUCAUAACUUGUGAUGUUUCAUCUGCACUUCCGUCUCCAUUUCCAAACUUUAAGUGUUAAUAACAUGUACGUAAAAAAAAAACACACUUUUUACUUAAUUUACAGUUUUAAAAAAUAUAUAAAUUUAUAUAUAUAUAUAUUUUUAUUAUUAUUAUUAUGAUUUUUUCAGUAACCUGUUGGUGUUGAACUCUGAUGUUUGGAUCCGGAUGUGUUUAAUGAUUUAAUUGAAUCUGGGUGAUUAAAGUGAUGAGUAUUUUGUGUUAAUGAGGUACUUCAGCACAUUUUAUUUACACCGCGCCGUAAAGUAGGAUCACAACACAAGCGGAAGCUGGUGCUUUUCCUUUGAUCUUUGUGUCCAGGCUCUUCCUCUUCCUCUUCCCUUCAGAUGUACAUUUUGUUGAUAUGAGUGAUUUAUAUUAACGUUAUUGCGUAAUGAUUUCAUGUUGUUUUCCGUUAAGGCGAGCUGGGAUUAGUGUGUGUGCAGAUUAGUGUUAAUAUAUAAUGUGAUCUUUUUAAAAGCAGCACGUGUGUGUGUUCUGUGUUGAGUUUUUUUUUUGGUAAUCACAGUAUUUUGAUCUCGUUCGAACACGUUUCACACGUACAGACGUGUAGUUUGUGGACCUUUGGGUUUUUCCGGGCGCGUUUGUAUCAGUCGGGAUUAAAACUGAUUUUACACA
Molecule: messenger RNA, 7288 nt
Organism: Ictalurus punctatus (channel catfish)
Lineage: Eukaryota; Metazoa; Chordata; Actinopteri; Siluriformes; Ictaluridae
Product: F-actin-uncapping protein LRRC16A
Exons: 38
Coding region: 427-4542 (1371 amino acids)
Biological process (GO): cell migration; regulation of Arp2/3 complex-mediated actin nucleation
Cellular component (GO): plasma membrane; lamellipodium
Molecular function (GO): protein binding
Source: RefSeq, a predicted model, not a curated record